This is a messenger RNA of Cricetulus griseus (Chinese hamster), 1828 nucleotides long. Lineage: Eukaryota; Metazoa; Chordata; Mammalia; Rodentia; Cricetidae. The record is from RefSeq and is a predicted model, not a curated record.
GAAAUCUGUUUGGACCGGAGGGUGGUAUGAAGUUAGGUGAGGGUCCACGUCUGGGGUCAGACUCAGGGGUGGCUUGGUCUCAGAGACAGUGAGGGAACGAGGUCCUGAAGGCCCACAACGAGUACCGGGCUCAGCACGGUGUCCCCCCACUCAAGCUUUGCAAGAAGCUCAACCAGGAAGCCCAGCAGUAUUCAGAGGCCCUGGCUAGCACAAGAAUCCUCAAGCACAGCCCAGAGUCCAGUCGUGGCCAGUGUGGGGAGAACCUUGCGUGGGCAUCCUACGACCAAACAGGAAAGGAAGUGGCUGAUCGUUGGUACAGUGAAAUCAAGAAUUACAACUUCCAGCAGCCUGGCUUCACCUCGGGGACAGGACACUUCACAGCCAUGGUAUGGAAGAAUACGAAGAAGAUGGGAGUCGGUAAAGCAUCCGCAAGUGAUGGGUCCUCCUUUGUGGUGGCCAGAUACUUUCCCGCAGGGAAUGUCGUCAACCAGGGCUUCUUCGAAGAAAAUGUCCUGCCUCCAAAGAAGUAACUCUCCAAAUGGUGGAGACACACAAAUGAAGUGCCUAUAAAACAACAAAGAGCCAGCAAGCAUCUGCCCCUGUGGGUGUAUGCACUUGUGUGUGUACUCUUGAACAUCUCGUGCACACACUAUAAGCAACAGAGCAUGAGCUCAUUUCUGGUUAAAGGAUGGCCACCCGAAAGCAUUUAUCCAGAGGGUUACCUAACCACAAUUACUUAGAUUUGGGUAUGGUCAAUUCUGACAUAUUUUUGCUGUUAUUUUUUUAAAGCAGACUUCUUUUUGUAUCUUUCUUCAUUCUAAUAUCCAUCCUUGGACUCUGUAUUCUGAUAUUUGCCAUGCUGAGAGGUGAGGUCAUUUUAUGUGUACUUCCUGUGUUAUAAUCUCGUUUUUUUGGUUUUUUGGUUUUUUUUUUUUUUUUUUUGGUAGAUUUUGAAGAGUAUUAAACCUUCCUUUAAAUGUGACAUAAAGCAGCUUGCCUUAGAGAUACGUCACUAGCUCCAUUUCACAGAGUCAGUGAGAUUUCUUGUUCUCAGUUGGAAAAGACAUGAUAUCAUCCCACAUCCUCUGGGAUUCCCUAAUGGAAUUGCCAAAGAGCAAAUGGAGAAGGAAAAAAGCCUUACUUCCUUGCGGUCUUACCCUGUAAAGAGCAAAUACCACAGCCACGAGCACCUUUCACACCUCACACAUCUUUUUUUAAAUGCUUACAGCCUUACAUCUGGCUUCUGGGGGCAGGGGGCUAGGUCUGGAAUGCAGUCCUGCCCCCCACUCUCAUCUCACUGGACCCUCACACUGCCUGGGCUUUGGGCCAAGACUUUGGACUAUGAAGUCAGUGGUGUAGGGGAGAGGGUGAGCCCAUUUGGGGACCCUGGAGGAAACCCGACAGCCUCUGCCCUUCCCCAACCCAGCAGGCAGUGACCACCCAGCCUUGUCCCCUGCAGCUGUAGCUGCAGCUGAGCUGUGACUCCCUCCUGGAAUGUGUGACAAGCCCAAAUGCUCCCGGGAAGAGGCCCAAACAGGGAGAUUAGGAACGCUAAUUUGAUUCUGUGUUUUGCCUCAGACGAUACACAGUUCUCUCUGAAUAGCUGUUUAACCAGGUCCCCUUGGGAGGGACCAAGCUAGAGGUCCAGUUGAGUGUCCCUGAAAUGACGGCAUCUCCUCCUGCCAACACCAGUGCUGGAGGAAGGGGUGGUUGAUCUAAGGAAAGAGUGAGGCUGACGGAUCUUUGUUACACUGUGAACAGUCUCACACUGUUUAUUCAUCCAGGGAUAUAGACUAAAGAGACAAUAAAAUCCGUUCUUUUUGUGUAA